This is a messenger RNA of Leishmania major strain Friedlin, 1254 nucleotides long. RefSeq names its product putative RNA binding protein. The transcript has a single exon. The coding region runs from base 1 to 1254 and encodes 417 amino acids. Gene Ontology annotation, molecular function: RNA binding. Lineage: Eukaryota; Euglenozoa; Kinetoplastea; Trypanosomatida; Trypanosomatidae. The record is from RefSeq and is a predicted model, not a curated record.
AUGGAGCGUGCGGCAACUCAAAGCCAGAGCAUCUACUCCAACGCCAACACCAACAGCAGCAACGUCAACACCUACGGUAACACCGUCUCCUCGUACCUGUCCAACAACAGCCCGAACGCAGUCAUGUACGGCGGUGGCAACAGCGGCAACGGUGGUGCACCUUCGUCCACCUCGGUCGCCACGGUGUACGCCUCUCCCACGCAAGCUUCGCCGAGCCAGGCAAUCCGCCAGCAGGCGCAGGGAGCCGCGCAGCAGAAUAUGAGCCAGUCGCAAACGAGCACCUCCUUCAACGCCUACGGCGGUGGUGCGGCCAGCGGCUCCGGCAGUGGUUUCUUUUACUCCACUCCGUCGGCGCAGGCGCCGGGGGCGCAGACCAUGUACUCUGCCAACCCCUCCGCCGCGGCAAUGUUCCCAAUGCGUGGUGGAUCCACCUCCAUGACGCCGGCGCAGCCCACCCCAACCCAAAUGCUGACACCUCAGGCCAACGCGGCCGCUGCCGCGGCAGCGGUGUGGACCAACGCUGCGGCAAACAUCAACGCUGGCAGCAAGCUUUUCGUUGGCCAGGUGCCUGCAGUGUGCACUGAGGACCAGCUCCGCCCUCUGUUUGCGCAGUUCGGCACUCUGUUGGAGAUCAAGAUCAUGCGGGAGCCGAACGGUCGCAGUAAGGGUAGCGCGUGGGUGCGCUACGAGCUGGAGGAGUCUGCCCAGCGUGCCAUCACCGCCCUCAACGAGAAGCACGUUGUGCCGCCACAAACUAACCCGCUGCGUGUUCAGUUUGCCGCACCCAGCACCAACCGCAUCCCGCAGCCCCUCUCGGCCCUUGGCUCCAUCAUGCCGCCUUCUGCAGUCAUGCAGCCGCAGCCGCAGCCAAACUACGCGACCGCAGCGACUUAUGCCACCCCGCAGGGCUACGCCGGCACCACCACAGCGUACAUGCAGGGACAGUACGCGACCUCGCCCAACCUGAUGGCUGUUCGCGCCUCUCCACAGCAGCAGGCAGCGGUGCAGUCUGCGUCUGGCAAGAUCGAAUACCUGCGCAGCAACCACCCUGGCAGCCUUAUCUACUCCACCGCCUCCCCGACCGCUGUUGAUGCGAUGCAGCAGCAGCAGCAGCAGCAGUCGCCACAGCAGCAGCAAGUGGUGUACACAACCGGUGGCCAGAUGCGCGCUGGUGUCAUGUACACCCCGGAUGCAUUUGCCAUGACGAACCAGAUGGCUGCUGCGCCGCAGCAGCCGCAUCAGUGGUGCAGCUAA